Molecule: messenger RNA, 3242 nt
Organism: Yamadazyma tenuis ATCC 10573
Lineage: Eukaryota; Fungi; Ascomycota; Pichiomycetes; Serinales; Debaryomycetaceae
Product: glutamine amidotransferase subunit
Biological process (GO): glutathione catabolic process; proteolysis
Molecular function (GO): protein binding; peptidase activity
Source: RefSeq, a predicted model, not a curated record
GCCACAGUUUUUUGUACCACAAAGAAUACCUGGAAGUGAUCAUAUCCAGCAGCCGAAAAAAAUGGACUACGUGGAUACCAUAAGGAACUCUUCCUUUCAGCUGGCCACCGAAUUACGAGAGAGCUACUCUCCUAGUCCGUUUCCAUCUUCCUCAAUACCUCCUAGUGGCUCCAUUAAACCCUCUUGUCUUCAAGACACAAUGAAUUCCGAAAGUCUCCCGCUUGAACCACCUCACUUGACCCACUUAUGGAACAGUGACGACAGUAUUAUUUCCAGCAUUAUUGCCCCCCUCAGAAAACGGCUUAUUUGUGGUACCCAGAAUGGAAAGAUCCUUAUCUAUUCACUUGAAGAUUACACACAUUUGGAAACACUAAGUGAACCAGAAAUGACUGGUUCAAAUUUAUGUCUCAGCUUAACCGAAGAUGAAAAGUACCUAUUUACGGCUGGAAGUGAUUCAUUGAUCAAGAUAUAUGAUUUGAGCAGUGAGAGAAUCCAGUGUAUCAAGAUCAUUUAUUCUUCCAUAGACAUCGGAGAUAUAUUCUCCAUUUACUACUGUGAAUUCUUGAAACAUUUAUUUAUCGGUUGCCAAAACGCUUCCAUUGUGUGGUGCAAAGUUGAUUUUUCGAAUGUAGACUAUGCCAUAGCCAUAGACAGAAAUAAUUUACCUCAUUUGAGAUACAACAAGUUUUUUGAUUCAACUGGGCCCGGAGGAAAAGUUAGCACUCAGGCUAAAGAAAUCAAUUUUUUGAAAGAAAUUAGUUUAUGUGAAGUCGAAACUAUAAAUUCAGUACUGUUUGCUCAUUUUGGAUAUAUUUACAACCUUCGGGUGUUUACCAAUGAGUUUCUAUUGUCCAAUUUUCCUCAAUAUUCCAAGAUUUUAAUAAGUGGGGGAGGUGAUGGUUUGAUUAAUAUUUGGGGAAUUCAAUGUGAUCCUCAGACAGAGAAGUUGACACUUUCAAAGGUUGAAUCUUUGCAUAACGAAGAGUCAAUUCUCUCAAUGCACAUAAAUCAGACGUAUUUGUAUGCUGGGUUAUCCAGCGGGGUAAUCAACGUAUGGGACUUGUUGACGUUUCAAAUGAUCAAGUCUUUCAGUACUCCUAAUAAUGAGCAAGUGAAUGCAUUGGUGACAAUGGGUCAAAUGAUAAUUUAUGGGAAUAAGUUAGGUUUGAAUUUGAUCUACAAUCGAAGAGUCUAUAAACUUAACAGCGAUCCAAUCCUAACCUUAUAUUCCUACGAAUAUAGGCCCGACGACCAGAUAGCUUUGGUGGCAGGUGGAAAGAAGGUAGUCACUCUUUACAAUAUGGUGGGCUCUUCAGAACGGGAGACAAUCAAAACCUUCAAAGGUGUUUUGAACAAUGACAUGCUAGUGAAGAAUUUGAAGAAAUUUAUAAGCUAUAAAACUAUUCUGAAAUAUCCUGAAUUAUGUAUGGAUGAUUCCAGAAAUUGUACCAAGUUCUUGAUCAAGCUUUUUGAUAGUUUUGGUGCAAAGUCUACUCAUUUGAUUCCUAUCGACAAUGGUAAUCCUAUUAUUAUUUCUACAUUCAAGAAUACUUCCAAUAGUAAGAAUGCCAAGAGACUCUUGUACUAUGGCCACUAUGAUGUGGUUGAAGCAGAGGAGAGGAACAACUGGUCAGUGAACCCCUUUGAAUUAACCAAUAAAAAUGGGUACUUAUACGGAAGAGGCUCUAGUGAUAACAAAGGGCCCACUUUAGCCAUAAUCCACGCUAUUGCUGAGCUUUUCGAAUCCAAUGAAUUGGAUGUUGACUUUACUUUUGUCAUUGAGGGUGAAGAAGAAAAUGGUUCCAAGCAAUUUAAGGAGACUGUGUUGGAGAACUUGGAUUUAAUCGGUGAUAUCGAUUGGAUUUUAUUGUCUAACUCUUAUUGGCUAGAUGAUGAGAGACCAUGCUUAAAUUACGGCUUAAGAGGUGUUAUAAACUGCUCUAUUCAAGUGGAGAGUGAUCAUCCAGAUCGACAUUCAGGUGUCCAUGGUGGUGUUUGCAAGGAACCCACAAUGGACCUAGUCCAGGUAUUGAAUACGUUGAGUGACCCAGUGACGAAUGAAAUUCUUAUCCCUAAUUUCUAUGAUAAUAUCAAUGAAAGUAGUCCCAAGGAACUUGAAUUUUUCGAUAAAAUUGUUUCAUACAAUCCCAAAUUCAGGCUUGAUGAAUUGAUUGCUCAAUGGACAAAGCCUUCAUUUACCAUACACAAGAUUGAAGUAAGUGGCCCGAAUAAUGAUACUAUCAUCCCCAAAACUGCCACAGCUUCAGUGUCGAUGAGAAUCGUGCCAAAUCAAGAAGUCAACCAAAUAAAAGAUAGUCUAAUCAACUUCUUGACCGACAAUUUCACCAAGUUGAAUUCCACAAAUAAAAUUGACAUUUCUAUAAGCCACGAAGUUGAGCCUUGGUUAGGUGAUGUUGAAAACACAUUCUACAAGGUUUUGUAUGCAAACUUACAAAAGAAUUGGGAAAUUGAACCUUUGCUAAUCCGUGAAGGUGGAUCUAUCCCAAGUAUUAGGUUCUUGGAGAAAACAUUGAAUGCCCCAGCAUGUCAAAUUCCUUGUGGCCAAUCAAGUGAUAAUGCCCAUUUACAAGAUGAAAAAUUGAGAUUCCUCAAUUUAGUGAAAUUGAAAGAUGUUGUCAAAGAUAGCAUUCACGAUUUGAGCAAGUAAUAUUUAUAUUGCAUGUGUAUUAAAACACCACAGUUCUAUACAUACAUAUUUCAUAAUUAUAAUACAAUAAUUUACAAGUUACAAGAUGAAAGCGUUGACUUUGCUCUUGUUGGGUCUAUUGUUAUAGCAUAUUUUGACAUUUUUGUUCAGCUUCAUUAGUUUAUUGAUAUGCCUCGUAGAGUGAGAGUUGUCUGUUUUUUGAAAUUCGUUGGCCAAGUCCACAUCUUUUUCAUAAUAAAGCCAAUGUACUUUUGAUGGUAGUGACAAAAGCUCAUUUAUUUCGUGCAGUUUGACAAAACGAUUAUUAUGGUAGUCUUCUUCAGUUUUUCCUUUGGUUGAAGACGACGUGGUUUCCAGUGUUGUAGAAGCAUCGGAAAAAACGCUUUUGGUAGGGCUUUUCGUCGUCGAAUCUUCAACCGAACUUAAACUCUUGCGAGGAGUGGAAUUGUUCAAACUAGACAAAUAUGAGAGCAAGUCAAUAAGGUCAAAUUUAUGAAACCAAUUCAAUUUAAACUCGGUAAUGACCUUAUCAGUUAAAUCAAACUGCUUGUAGUUGGAAAAAUCCACCGGAAAG